AGUCACUAGAGCUGUUUAACUACGACAACAUUACGCGUACGACUAUCAAAUAUUGUAACCUUUGCUAUCAUUAAGCUUGGCCCUUCAUAUAUCUUGCCAGCUCGGCGGCAUUAUCAUAUAGGACCGAGUGAGAUUGAGCAUGCUUUCACCUUCGUCGCAAUUAUUCCCAAUCAGCAGCUUUCAGCUAGGAUUCACGACCCUUUCGCCCUCUCCUGCAUCAAUUGGCGAGCUCGAUGUCAUCCUAGUCCCGCUCGCAGAUUCUCCUCUUGGGAUACACAAAAUCAUGCGCUCGUUGACUCACGAGGUGGUAUGCCCGCCGCCCUCUCUGCAUCCAUCCUCGGACGACCCUCAGCUUACUUGGGAGGCCAGAUAUCCCAAGGGUUCCUGUAGUCCAAAAACAGAAAUCCCUGGUGGAUUUGGAUUUUAUCUUCGUGGACCCAAAGAAAUUGUAUCUUUGUUGGAUGAAGGCGCAAAAGAAGUAGUUUUUGGAUAUCGGAUGAUGUUUGAGAAGGGUUGGGAGUGGGUCAAAGGAGGGAAGUUGCCAGGAAUGUAUGGCGGUAUCGGCGACACUGCUUAUGGAUGCACCGGCGGACGGCAGAACGACCGUUGCAAGUCCUUUAAUGUUCGUCUCAUGUGGAGGCGUGAUGGUAAAGGAGAAAUUUACGCCUAUCUACCUAUAAACGAGACGAAUACAAAUGCACUUCUUGCGGUUCCGCCCUACUCCAAAGCCAAUCCUGAUUAUGGGUUUUCAGUCGGAAUCGGCGCAUGGACAUUUGUGUCAGGUAUCUGGACAACUAUCGCUCAACGUGUUAAACUUAACGAUGUAGGCAAAGCUGAUGGAGAACUCCAGCUCUGGAUUAACGGCGAAUGCGUGAUCCACACAAAGGGUUUGAUUUUCCGAGAGGACGAGGCAUCCCAUAUCAAGGGGAUGCAUUUUCAGACGUUUUUUGGAGGACAUGAGUCUGAUUGGGCAUCACCAAAAGAUCAACGUGCUUGGUUUUCCGACGUCUCUGGAGCCAUCAUCCGGUAAUAGUCACCAUAUGUUCUCUGAACGAGUUUCGAGUUGUUUUGUAUUCGUUCAUACUACGUGUAUCUCUACGAUACAUCUCCAGUGAGGCAUUUAGGCAUAUAUCGACUCAGCCCCCUUUUGAUUUUCUGUCGUUUGAAAUGCCACAUUACGCAUGCAGUAUUUAUAUGAUGCUACUACCCGAAUAUGUACGAGGUGGGGGUUUGAGCGCACACGCGAGAUCAAUGGCCGCUGUAGUCCCGGCUAUCCCAAUUGAGUUGAUUUCAAACUUGAAGUCUUGGCUCAUGUUGGGUCUCUACCGGGCUGGCCGCUGUUCCCUAGCUCCGCACUUUCAAGCCUAAUCUGUCACUCAAGAAACUACAAAGGGAGCCAUUCGUCAAAUGACUAAUUAGUGCGCGUCGUGUCUACUACUCUCCCUCUCUCUGCGCGU
Suillus bovinus is the source of this 1457-nucleotide messenger RNA. RefSeq names its product polysaccharide lyase family 14 protein. The record is from RefSeq and is a predicted model, not a curated record. The transcript is spliced from 5 exons. NCBI's taxonomy places the organism in Eukaryota, Fungi, Basidiomycota, Agaricomycetes, Boletales, Suillaceae. The coding region runs from base 140 to 1030 and encodes 296 amino acids.